This is a messenger RNA of Sinocyclocheilus rhinocerous, 2827 nucleotides long. RefSeq names its product zinc transporter ZIP9-like. The record is from RefSeq and is a predicted model, not a curated record. Gene Ontology annotation, cellular component: membrane. NCBI's taxonomy places the organism in Eukaryota, Metazoa, Chordata, Actinopteri, Cypriniformes, Cyprinidae. The transcript is spliced from 5 exons. Gene Ontology annotation, biological process: zinc ion transport; transmembrane transport. Gene Ontology annotation, molecular function: metal ion transmembrane transporter activity. The coding region runs from base 544 to 1215 and encodes 223 amino acids.
CGGAAGUGCUUUAUUCGCACUGCCAACAUUACACUCGGUUAGUUGGCGAUCAGUGAUGGUCGAUACUGCGGAAUAGGUAACAAACUAGAUGGGUUUUCUGAGACAAAACAGUGUCGCCUGUUAAGGGAUCACAAUGCCAUUAAGCGCAGCCUGAGAUCAGAGAAGUAGACUAUGAAAACUACUCACAAAUCUGUUAAUUUAUUUGUUUAAUCGCAGACCGAUUGUUAUGAUUUAAGUUAGCCUUUGCUAAGCGCGACGUGAUUCUGUGUGAUUAAAGUUGAGCAACAGCGUUCAGAUAAUCGACCAGGUCAAUGUACCAAGAUCUCCAAACCGACUUUACAGCAGAUCAGCAGUGGGUGUUCGUGUUUAAUCGUCUGAUUUGUAAGGAUACAUGCAUCAAACUGACUAGCUAACCAGCUAAUACACCAAUCCAAGUACGUUAAGACGGAUCUGCUGGCACCAGACAUCGGUCGAUUGUACAGGAUCUGCUGUUAAACUCUAAAGUGAUUCUCAGACUGAGACAGCGGUGUAUCUUUAGCUGAAAUGGAUGACUUCAGCUCCAUCAGUCUGCUGUCUCUGGCUAUGCUAGUCGGCUGCUAUGUGGCUGGAACAAUUCCCCUGGCUGUCAACUUCUCUGAGGAAAAGCUGAAGUUGGUGACAGUGUUGGGAGCCGGGCUGUUGUGUGGCACUGCGCUGGCUGUCAUUAUUCCAGAGGGAGUUCAUGCACUCUAUGAGGAAAUACUGGAAGUCUGUGCUCCAGCUGAUGGUGUUGCUCUUGGAGCAGCUGCGUCCACGUCUCAGACCAGCGUCCAGCUCAUUGUAUUUGUGGCCAUUAUGUUGCAUAAGGCUCCUGCUGCCUUUGGACUCGUCUCUUUCCUCAUGCAUGCGGGUUUAGAAAGAAACCGUAUCCGGAAACAUCUAUUAGUCUUUGCCUUGGCUGCCCCUGUUUUGGCCAUGCUCACCUACGCAGGACUCAGUCAGAGCAGUAAAGAGGCGCUAUCUGACGUCAACGCCACCGGCGUGGCCAUGCUGUUUUCCGCCGGCACCUUCCUGUACGUAGCCACGGUGCACGUCCUCCCGGAAGUGGGCGGCAUGGGCGGCCACAGCCACUCGCCCGGAGGCAGCGCAGGGAAGGGACUGAGCAAAGUGGAGGUUGGAGCUCUGGUUCUAGGCUGUCUGAUACCUCUGGUGCUGUCCAUCGGCCACCAGCACUAGUGUUCUUCACUUGAAGCAACAUUGAAGGUCUGAAAAGUGUAAACGGGACUUUGAACAGAAUUGGCCACAGAUGUGGUUUGAAUCAUGCCUCUGUCGGUUUAUUCAAGUUGGCGGUUGGAGUGAACGCAGGAACAUUGCAGUCGGGACCAAGAUUUGAGAAGCACCUAUGGACUUCUGGAAUGGGCUGCCCUGUCCCUUCAUAAAGCCCUGUGGGCUGACGGCUUACGAUGACCAUACACAAAUAAAUGCAAUCAUGUGUCCACCUCUUAAUUUGAUGUUUUCUUCAGUGGUGCUGGUUUAAAAAGAUGCGGUUGUUGUUGGGUUGUCAUGUAUGCUUUAAAUUUGGUAUUUUAUUGGUUUUUAUAUGAAAUUUGUCCAUGAAUCUUUUAAAAGAUGAACCAACACAAUUGUGCCCAUUUACAAUGACGAUAAAUGUUUAGAUACUUUACAAACAUUAAGUGUAUUGAGUUUAUUGUCCCUCUUUUUCUACAGUAUUGAUUAGUUGUUUUAAACUUUGAUCGAAUUUCACCUUGCCUAGCUAGUUAGCUAAAACACUUUUCAUUAAGAACAUUUCCAUGUUUUCUUUGUUUUUACUCCCUUGAGAUAUAUAUAUAUAUAUUAUUAAAUGACACUUGAAAAAUGUGUUGUCCAAAGGCUUGCAGGUGGACAUUUUUCUGUUGAGUUCAUGUGCAUGUACAGCUUUAUUAUUUGACUUACCACCCAUUUUUUUUUCAAACCUGACUGGUUGUUUAAUCCUGAAAAAAGGAUCUGAUUGGUCAUUCAGAUGUUUUGUACUGUGAUGCCUGCUCCGAGCAGAGUCUGUGUACUGUAAAUAUGUAUUCUCUGUAUAAAUGACAAACAAAAAUACCCUGUUUGACACCCCGAGGAGUUUUUAGUCUCAUUUUAGAAUGGGAAAGAAAGAUUGUUUUUUUGAAAUGAAUAACUAUUGACACUUCCGUUUUUAUUUGGGACUUAUUCUUUGAGAAUUUGAGGUCAGUUGGAAAGGUAUAUGGUGGAUUUCUGCUUUGGUCAGCUGAAGGUUUUAGAUCUGCGAACGGGAAAGCUGCUGUGUUCAUCACCAAGUUACUUAACGGUUGCCUCUUGCCAACUUGGACACCAGCAACAUCCUAUGAUCCUGGUUUACAAACUGUCUUGCUCUGAAAAAUGACCGUCAUAGUCUAUUUGAAAGCUGUGUUAGUGCUUUUAGCUCUCUAGUGCCCUCAUCUUACCGUAGUGCACAAGCGCAGCAUCAACCUCAAACUGUGGAAGAAACACGGAUGAGAGACUUCAUGCUGAUUUGUGGAUAAUUAUUAUUUUAUGACACCUUUUAAAGGGAAAACUAGAUAAACAGCCUCAUUCGAAUACUACGACAUGACAGAUAUAUAAUGGAACUGAAUGGUGAUUGGAUAGAUGAAAUUUUGUGCCAUAAUGACUUAUUUCUGCUCAUACAGCUCAGAGAUUUUACAAUGUGGCGAGAUAUGAUGAAUUGAGUUUUGGGCUUUUAUGUGAUCAUUCCACAAGAGGAGUAUGCCUUAUUUUUCUCACAGUUGUUAAAAUGGUUUCACAAUUCUUUGUUCAUGAUUUGAAUAAACUUUUCUUUUUUAAUGGAUGC